UCUAUCUUUCUUUCUUAAAGACCGACACAUACACAAUAAUGAAAGUGGUUUGUUUACAAUUAUUUUGAGAAUCACAUUACAUUUGUAUCAUACAUGAAGGCAAAUUGUAGCAGAUUGUUUCUUCCCUCAAAAACAUUUCCUCUCCAAAACAUGUACUCACACAUCUCUGUCUCUCUCUCUGUCUUUCAUGCUCUCUCUCUCUGAUACACACGCACACACACGCACACAUACACAUUCUCUUAUGAGCCUUGUGCUCAGGACCUCUCAAGAAGUUGUUUUUACAGCUCAGCUGAUGCCUCUGUCUUGGGUGCUUAUGCUGGAUCUUUGCCAGACCACCACCAUAACUGUGCAUGCAGCAGCCUAAUACAUACAAACGUGGGAAUUUCAUCUACUUCGGUGACCUGCUAAACUUACCGAGCAACCAAUUGCAUAAAAGCCUUUGCAAACUCGAUGCCUGCACUUAAGCACAUAAGCUAACGCUACUAACCGGCACGUGGACUUCAAGGACCUGUGUACCAGGAGACGCUGGAAUUCUAUGAGUCCAUAUACAUAACCACAUCAGGACACUUCAGCAAGCCAUUUUUCUAGACAAACAGGAACUAUCAUCAUCACAGACCCUGGACAGUCGCUUUAAGUUGACAACCAUUUUGUUUUCUGAGGAGACACUUUUUGGGUGGGCUUGGCACCAUGAUUGACCUGACCUACCUUACGGAGAUGGAGCAGGAAAUGAUCCUGUCUGUGCUAAAAAGGGAUGCCAAUCUUAAGAAGUCAGAGGAACAGCGUGUGAAAAAUCUACAAAAGCAAGUACAUGACAAGAGCAAGUUGAAGUACCUGACUGGGGAGUGGUUUUACGAGACAAAAUCAAGACGUCACAGAGAUAGAAUCCACGGUUCUGAUAUCAUAAGAGCUUCCAUAAGUGGGAAGAAACCUGUGACAAUAUUGGAGCUCUCCCAGAUGUGGUCAGAGAGACCCAGCUUCGUGAACAGUGAGAACCAAGAUGUGUAUGUUCCUCCUGAACUGUCAGGUCUUUUGGAGGAGACCCCUGAAAAGUCCAAACACUACUACAGGGAAGACGGUGACAAUCUGCCCAAAGAGUCACAAGAUAUGCUGAAAAGAGUUUUGCCGUCUUCCUCAAAGCAAAGACAGAACCCAUUCAACAGCACACAACUUUCAUCUGCGACUUUGGAUGAAACAGAAGGCCAGUUAACUAAUGGAGGAAUUGACCCAACCAAGACACCUGACAGGGACCAACAUGAGCAGUGUCAUGCUCAGUCCCUUAACCCUCAGGUUUCCAACCUCCAUUCAGCUCAGCAGGAGUCAGGUAAGCCCAUACUUUUGGGGGCUGGGACCCAGGGGCUUUCCCCCACCAAGACAAAAGAGGAGGAUGCCCAAUCCCUGGCUAAGAUCCGUGAUUGGUUCAGCUGGGGACGCAGUGACAUGCCACAGGCACAGCUUCAACCCAUUGAUGAACCAGAGAGUCCAGUCAACAUCAUCACAGAUGAGAUACCAAGUGAUGCUGCCUCGGAGAAACCAUCAAAUCUCUUGUCCCUGAAGGCUCAGAGAAGGCUUCUAGGGAUAUUUAGUAGAUGGGAAGCAAGAAAAGAGAAAAGCCCUGCGGUGCUGUGUUCUGUUGAUGAGGACUUGAUCCCUUCUGAACAGAUCAAAGUAGAUGAUGCCCUUCUGAACAUUGGUUUCUCCCAAUCCACUGUCAAUACUUCUUCUGACCAGCAGCAAUAUCAGCAUGAAUGUGUUGUUGACGAACAGUCUUCUAAUAGUGAGGACAUACCAGACGCUAGGGAAGUUAAACAAGGAAUGGAUCAAAUUCCACAGGAGGCAGAAAAUAGUGCAUAUGGAGAAGAGAUUUUACCAGAUAAAUAUUUUUGGAAAAGUGACCCUACAACACUGCUUGGUAAACUAAGCUCUGAUAGUACACAAUGUGAAGUACCAGUAAGUAGAGAGGUUGACAUUGCUAAGAAUGCCACGCUGUCUUGUCCAGAUAUUCAGCAUGAUUUUGACGUAAGCGCCAUGACAAAGUUCAAAAACUUUGGAACAAUGAGCAAUGAUAGGCUUGAACCAGCCAUGCUGGUUACACAUACAGUCUUCCAGAAGGUAGAAACCUCACAAAAUUGCAACGCAGACCUUUGUGCUACUCUGUCACAUGAUGAAACAUCUGCAUCUUCUGUUGAAGGCAAUAGAAUGUUUAAAAUUCCUGACGUAGAUGGACCAUUCAGGGCAGGAUCUGUCCUAAUAUCUGAACAUCAUUCCAGUUCAUCUGUGGGCUUGGCAGUGGCAUCACAGGCUGUCCAGCCAGAAGAAAAGGCAACCAUUCCUUUACCUGUCUCUCCAUCCAGCCACAGUUAUGGCCAGCGGGGGGGUAUCCAAGUGUCGCUAGUUAGCCGAUCUCUCAGUCCACAGCCAAGCAUGAAGGCUAAGAUCAACAACCUGAAGUCUUUCUGGGAAAAGGAGAAUACUGGGCCAAGGGUUAUUGUUUGCAAACCAAAGAAGGCUUUGAAUAGUGAAACCCACGGAUGUUCAGAAUCCUCUCCAAUUCACCAAUCAGUUGCCACUUCUCAGUCUGAACUAAGACCAACUGAAACUGACCUAGUUGACUAUGAUAAGCAAAGCACUUCCUCAUAUGUAGUGAAGACCAGAACCUCAGGCUUCUCUAUGGAUGAGAAAAUAGGAAAGGGUUCCGCCAAAGCAUGUUUAAAUACGUCAUUGAGGAGUCACUGUAAUGUUAGGGAUGUGGAUUAUGUAAUUCUGCAAGAUCCAAGCAAGAUUGACAUUUUGAAAGGAAGGCCUUCAAGUCCUGAAACAUGUCUUCAUAGAUCUGAACUUCCAAAGUGGAAAGACAUAACUGAUGAUGAACUAAAGAGAGGUCCUUCAACGACUCACCCAACAGACCUGCACAAAGAUUCAUCAGGUUUCGAGGGAGUCGGGUGUGAUAGUUCUCCAUUAAAAACCUUCCUCACAGACAAAGUUUCACCCACAAGGGAGCCUAGAAAUGAGCCAGAGAGAUCAACACCAGUGGUUAGACAGAGAAAAGGACUUUCACAUGAGGUGAAGCAGUUAUCAAAGUUCAGUAAACAUACUCUAGGAAUCACCUCUUCCACAACACAGAUUAAACCUGAAAAGAAAAGGCUGGUUUGCCCGAACAUGCCACGGAGAGGCUCAGCACAGAGCUCACUCUAUUCUAUGCGGCCUUCACAAUCGCCCACUAAGUCAAUUCCUCAUCCUGUCAGAAGGGUUAGUUUAGGAAACUUACAUGUUCAGGAGGACUGUCAGCAGUCCUCUGGGUCAGAUCAUUGGCACCCCCAUGUGAAGAGAGCCUCUGAAGCUAUCAAAAGGGUUCCUGCUGAAAGAAAGCUCCCUGGGCAAUCGAAAGACUCUGAAAUGUAUCCCUACCCAGCAAGAUCUUUCAUUCCCCAGAGCAAUCAACAUUAUUUGGGACUCCCUGUCCAUCAGAGGACACAUAUCCAUCAGUUUAUCUCAGAAAAAGCAGACCCUCAGCAUAUUACUCCUUCUGGCAACACUGCAUUCCCUUUGAGCACGAGAAACAGUAAGGGGAGUCCAUGUUUGAUCAGUCCCAGGUCCACUGAGAAAUGUGUCGACGGCUCAUCCAGAAGAAGCAUGCCUGAGAUCUGGUCUCAAUCUUGGGCAAGUUCAAGUUGUCAUGAGGAGGACUUAAGCCUUAUCAGAGUAGAGAAGAAACAAAUGACUUCAAGACCCUUAUCCAGAAGUAUGGAAGACAUUCUAUCACCGCCAAAACGAGAAGACAAUAAAACUGACCAAGAAGGUGCAAUCAUUAAAACUGUGAAUGAUGUGUCUGCCGUCCCUCCCUCUUCCUCCCUUUCAGUACCAGAGCAGAUGAAGAUGAUAAGCAAGUCUGUGUCUUCUUUGCAAUAUGAGAAGGAUGGCCGAGACAGCGACUCCACCUCAGUGAACAGUCUCAUUUUCGGCUGGAAAAAACGGACGGGCAGCUCUCUCACUAACCUUAGCGUGUCCUCUGGCAUGGCGUCCAUGUCAUCUGUGAGCAGCAGCGUGGCAAGCAUCUACAGUGGGUUAGAAAGGGAUGUGGAUGUGAAGGGAACCAUCCAGUUUGCCAUUAACUAUGUCCAGAAGCUUGGGGAGUUCCAGAUCUUUGUUGUCCACUGCAGAGAUCUUGCUGUAGCAGAACCUAAAAAGAAUCGUUCUGAUCCGUAUGUGAAAUGUUACCUAUUACCGGACAAAGCCAAGAUGGGAAAAAGAAAAACCAGUGUGAAAAAGAAGACCUUGAACCCCACCUACAAUGAGAUCCUUCGGUUUAAAGUUACCAUGGAGACCCUCAAGACUCAAAACCUUAACGUCUCUGUGUGGCACAACGAUAACUUUGGACGGAACAGCUUCCUUGGCAAGGUGGACUUGGAUUUAUCAGAAUGGGACUUUAGCAACACACAGAUGAAUGACUAUACCUUAAAAGAAAGGAUGACAACGCAGUCUGUCAGUCCCUCUCCCUUUCGAACCAUUGACCAUAGAGGAGAGAUGAAAAUAGCAUUACGUUUCCUGCCACAGGUCUCCCACGGUAAGAGGUCAACCAAAACAGAGACGGGUGAAGUGCAGAUCUGGGUGAAAGACUGCAAGAACCUGCCUGCUGUCAGGGACAUGGUCAUUGACCCCUUUGUGAAAUGCACUGUGCUUCCAGAAACAAGCAGGAAGAGCCGUCAGAAAACUCGGGUUGUAAAAAAGACAGUAAACCCGAUGUUCAAUCACACAAUGGUCUACGGUGGCUUUCUGCCAGAUGACCUACGAGAUGCCUGCGUUGAAGUCACGGUGUGGGAUCAUGACAGGACCACUAACCAUUUCCUUGGGGGCUUAAGACUAGGCCUUGGAACAGGUAAAUGUUAUGAGUCAGUAACGGAUUGGAUGGAUUCAACAGCUGAAGAAGCAGGUUUAUGGGAGAGAAUGAUGCAGUCACACAAUGAAUGGGUGGAAGAUAUUUUACCUUUGAGAAUGUUAAUAAUGGGAAAAGGUUUAUCAAAAUAAGAUGGUGUCGUGUGAAAGGAUGUUUAUUUAUACAAGUAUUUGAAAAGGAGAAAGACAUUCUCAUUGGGUGCAUUCUUUUUAAAAAUGUUUAUAAAGGAUAGUUCAAUUGAUAAUAUAAUCUUUCAUUUUAGUAGGAGAAAGAAAAUAGAUGCACAUUGUAACAUUGGAGUAAAUUUUACUGCAUAGAUGUUUCACAGAUUAACAUGAACUUGAAAACAUGUUUUUAAGUUCUUGAUUUCUUUUGAUCAAAUAAUUACAAAUUGUUAAGAUAUAAUUGUUUUCAUUGAUUUAUUUCAAUAUAUGUUAAUCACUAUUUAUAUAUAAUCCCAUAUUCCAUAAUGUAAUUUAGAAAAUGUUAUUCCAUGGCAAAUAAAAUGAAGAACAUAUUUCCACAAUUUAUACAGCAGCUUUCAAACGUUUAAUCAUUUCAGAUGUGGGGUUAUGUUUUCAUUGUUAUUUUUGUUAAAUGUAUUAAUUUCCUUUACUCAGGUGUGGUGGGAGUCUGCUGUGGUUGCUGAAAAUCUGUAUUAAAUCAUGAUUACCUGGUAAAAGAUUACCUGGUAAAAGUAUGCAUUGUAUAAUACCUGGUUUUAUUGAGUUGUACACACAUGUGAACUCAGUACAGAUAAACAUUUCAACCAUG
Esox lucius (northern pike) is the source of this 5665-nucleotide messenger RNA. RefSeq names its product synaptotagmin-like 2a (gene sytl2a). The record is from RefSeq and is a predicted model, not a curated record. Gene Ontology annotation, cellular component: plasma membrane; exocytic vesicle. Lineage: Eukaryota; Metazoa; Chordata; Actinopteri; Esociformes; Esocidae. Gene Ontology annotation, biological process: exocytosis; intracellular protein transport. The coding region runs from base 688 to 5022 and encodes 1444 amino acids. Gene Ontology annotation, molecular function: small GTPase binding; neurexin family protein binding. The transcript has 18 exons.